Aphanomyces astaci is the source of this 354-nucleotide messenger RNA. RefSeq lists its product as hypothetical. The annotation marks the transcript as partial. The record is from RefSeq and is a predicted model, not a curated record. The transcript is spliced from 2 exons. Lineage: Eukaryota; Oomycota; Saprolegniomycetes; Saprolegniales; Verrucalvaceae.
AAAUCCGAACUUUUCCGGCCGCACCAGCUGUUUUUGCCGGCUCCAUGUGUUGACGGCAACUUUAUUGGACCCAACGGAGAUGCUGAUGUUCACCCAUCACCCGAUCUGGGUAUGGAUAUUACAUCCACCUAUCGCAAGCCGGAGUUUGGACCUUCCCCUGUCUCUCGCAAUCGACUGGAUCCUCCUCAAGACCGUACCUAUGCAAAGGCUACGUCCUCGAAGAAAAUCCCUCCCACCAACAUCGACCUCUCGCACCGAGAAUGGCUACGCCUCAGGAACGCCGAGUGCUUGUACCAUCUUCGUCGUGUGCAAAUGAAGAUUCGCAAGAAUUCUGGAUUCCAGCCCCUGGCCUGA